This is a messenger RNA of Lipotes vexillifer (Yangtze River dolphin), 879 nucleotides long. It is a transcript of the gene NRTN, whose product is annotated as neurturin. The record is from RefSeq and is a predicted model, not a curated record. Bases 124 to 717 code for a protein of 197 amino acids. NCBI's taxonomy places the organism in Eukaryota, Metazoa, Chordata, Mammalia, Artiodactyla, Lipotidae. Gene Ontology annotation, molecular function: receptor tyrosine kinase binding; glial cell-derived neurotrophic factor receptor binding; growth factor activity. The transcript is spliced from 2 exons.
GUUCAAAAUCAGGGUCCCCACUGUAUCUCCGGUGCCUGGUCCAGCACCCCGUGCCCGUUCAUUUGUUGCCUGACAGACAGACGGAGGCCGUGUGGCUGACCAUCCCGUGCACGCAGGCUGAGGAUGCAGCGCUGGAAGGCAGUGGCCUUGGCCUCGGUGCUCUGCAGCUCCGUGCUCUCCAUCUGGAUGUGUUGGGAAGGCCUGCUCCUCAGCCACCGCCUCGGACCCGCGCUUGCCCCGCUGCGCCGGCCGCCUCGCACCCUGGACGCUCGAAUCGCCCGCCUGGCCCAGUACCGUGCACUGCUGCAGGGCGCCCCGGACGCGGUGGAGCUUCGCGAACUGACGCCCUGGGCCGGGAGGUCCCCGGGUCCGCGCCGUCGGGCGGGGCCCCGGCGGCGGCGCGCGCGUGCGCGGCCGGGUAUCCGGCCGUGCGGGCUGCGCGAGCUCGAGGUGCGCGUGAGCGAGCUGGGCCUGGGCUACGCGUCGGACGAGACGGUGCUGUUCCGCUACUGCGCAGGCGCGUGCGAGGCGGCCGCGCGCGUCUACGACCUGGGCCUGCGGCGCCUGCGCCAGCGGCGGCGAGUGCGGCGAGAGCGGGUGCGAGCGCAGCCCUGCUGCCGCCCGACGGCCUACGAGGACGAGGUGUCCUUCCUGGACACGCACAGUCGUUACCACACGGUCCACGAGCUGUCGGCGCGCGAGUGCGCCUGCGUGUGACCCUACCUCACCGGGCCUGGCGAGACGGCGGCCACGCCCCCCGCCCCGACGGCACCCACCGUCGCGCCUGGCAAGCCCCGCGACAGACUGCCCAUGCACAGAAAAUGCCGUCGAGAGCCCAGGACUCUCGCGAUAACUGUACCAAGAUAAAGUGUGGAAAAU